Lachancea dasiensis is the source of this 1512-nucleotide messenger RNA. The record is from the annotation of a GenBank genome assembly. Lineage: Eukaryota; Fungi; Ascomycota; Saccharomycetes; Saccharomycetales; Saccharomycetaceae.
AUGGCUGGAAAACAGGUGGUUAUUAUAGGCGCCGGAAUAUCGGGUUUGAAAACUGCUUCUGAAUUAUACAAAAAGGGCUUCGAUUCAUGCGUAGUGAUUGAAGCGAGAGAUAGGGUUGGAGGAAGGCUUCAUACAGUUCCUGGCUACAAAAAUAACAAAUAUGAUGUUGGUGCCAGCUGGCACCAUGAUACGCUGGUUAACGGCUUGUUUUUGGAAGAAUUGAGUAUGCCAAAGGAACAGCGUGCUUCGUUUGUAUUUGACGACGACGCUCUUGUCGUGAUCGACCAAGAGAAAGGAAGAAUAGAUCAAGAUCCAGACAUGACCCUCGAGGUCCUCAUGGAAGAACUCUUGAAAUAUAAUCAAUUGCAAUAUUUCGAAGACCUUGACGUCAAGGACGUGAAUUUUUUUGAGACUAUUGUCAAAUACCUUUACGAACGCAGAGAUCUGCUGACAGAUGACCAGAUUCGAUACAUACCUCAAUUGGCUCGCUACAUGGAGUCUUGGCAUGGGAUCGAUUGGAAGUCACUGAGUUCAAAGUGUUUGGAAAUCGCCCAUCAGGGCAGGAACGCAUUUGUACUGAAUUACGACACUAUUGUCGAACGUAUCGCCUCUUCUUUCCCUAAGGGCUGGCUUAAGCUGGGUACUGAAGUUAUCAGCGUGAACACGGAAGGCAAAAAAGUGGUUGUUUCGACUAGUAGCGGUGAGGUAUACGAAAGUGACUAUGUGGUAAUAACUAUCCCCCAGAGCGUCUUGGCUCACUCAUUGAGCCCAACACCUCGAAAGGGUAGAAUAGAAUUUACACCUCCUUUGGCAAGUAACAUCCAAGACGCAUUCCAAAGGACCCAUUACGGAGCACUGGGGAAAGUGAUUUUUGAGUUCGACAAGUGCUGUUGGUCUAAGGACCGCUCAAGGGCAAUAACCAUGGCGAAAUCAAACCCAGAAAUUGCAAGAAAGGUGAGAGAUGCCCAAGAGCUAAAUCAGCUUGUUGAAAAACUAAACUCAGACACUAAAUAUAACUUCAAAAAUGGAGAAUCGUGGGACUUUCCGCUAUUCUUUGUUAACCUAGCCAAGCACACAGACAAUCCAUCCUUAAUAUUACUCAUGGCAGAUCCACUUACCACAUACAUCGAGUCAUUACCAGAGAAGGAGAAGGUAUAUGACUUUUUCAAACCUGUUGUAAAGGAGGUUCUGAAAGCCUUUGAUUGUUUCGAGCCCGUAGUUACCGAUUUCGAGGACAAGCUCGAUGAGACGAGUGAAGGACCGGUAUUAAAAAACGUUCUGACCACGAAAUGGACCCAGGACCCAUAUGCCCUUGGUGCCUAUUCCGCGUGUUCUCCCGGAGAUGACCCAAUGGACUUAAUUUUAGCCCUUGCUGGAAGCGAGACGUCAAAGGUCCGGUUUGCGGGAGAACAUACGAUAAUGGAUGGCGCUGGCUGUGUUUACGGUGCCUGGAACAGUGGGGUACGAGAAGCGUCAUUCAUUGCCGAAAAAAUGGGAAAAGUUAGAUCGUGA